CGUCCAACACGAUUGAACCCGUAGUGGUGAGCGGUGUCAAGGUACGUGGCCUGUGGUCCAGCCACCCGACGUCUUGUCUCUCAGAAGGUCUCUCGUACCAGCAGUUCUUCCGUACAAGAUAAUAUACGUCUCAUGGUGCCCUAAAGCAUCUUUGCCUGUCCUGGCUCAGUCCCGGCACGAGUUGUCCACGGCUUUACACUGGCUCUCACCGUGAUAGGCAGCAGUCCGGAGCGUGUGUACCACCGUGGUGAGGAGUGUGGCGGAGGAACCAGGUGAGGUGCGGAGCGUCGGAGCGUCCUGCGCGUAUGCAGCGGGGAUGGAACCAGACGCAACAGUGCGCCAAUAGCAGCAACAGGGCCAAAGUGGGUUUGAAAUUUUGCGGUUGCGAAGUGUGUGACUAGAUGUGCAAACUCAGCUUGAGCUUGGUCGAACACAAAAAUCCAUCAGUUCGCUUUGAAUCAUAUUCAGCGUGCGUUAAUGAUAAUGUCGUUGGAUGCUGAAUGGCAGCAUUCCUUGGUUUCGCCCAAAGUGCCAUGCGGUGGUGUGGCACAUUGGAUCGGAGACACGAGGUCGACACGAAAUGCUGGGGAAGAAAGUGUUGUUAUUGCGGAUGACCUCCCGCAGCUGGACGCCUGUGGCGCAUGUGUCGUUCUCUCACCUACCACCCGGGAAGGCGUGUGUCAAAUGACGGAGGCGAAGGACGCUGGUCGCCACCAAGAAGCGUCUGUGGUGCAGGCCCACGUCGUAGCCGCUGUCGAAGGGGAUCUGGAAUCUGUUGCAGUUGGGGCCGACGAGCGCUUCAUCACCAUGAGGGAUACGGGAUACUCUCUUUAA
Toxoplasma gondii ME49 is the source of this 834-nucleotide messenger RNA. RefSeq lists its product as hypothetical. Bases 478 to 834 code for a protein of 118 amino acids. The record is from RefSeq and is a predicted model, not a curated record. Lineage: Eukaryota; Apicomplexa; Conoidasida; Eucoccidiorida; Sarcocystidae. The transcript has a single exon.